AUGAGAAAAACCAAUAUGUGGUUCCUAGAGCGGCUUCGCGGCUCUGGCGAAAACGGCACUGCCAGGGGUGAGGCGAGCGACAAGGCCUCGAAGGGGCCCCUGUACAGCAACGUGCUCACGCCCGACAAAAUCCCCGACUUCUUCAUCCCCCCGAAGCUGCCCGCCGGCCCCGCGGAGACCGAGGCCCCCGCCGAGCUGGGCGCGUCCGCGUCGGAGCAGAACCUGGCGGCGGCCGCGCCCCGCCGCGCCCCCCGCAGCCCGCGGCUCCCAGCCAAGCUGGCCGCAGAGAGCAGGAGCCUCUUGAAGGCGGCCACGCGCCACGUCAUUCAGAUCGAGAGCGCCGAGGACGCGCCGGCCGAGGAGGCAGCGGCGGCUGCCGAGCCCCCGGCCCGUGGCGCCAUGUCCCUGCCCUCGGUGCCCAAGGCACAGACGUCCUACGGCUUCACCACGCUGGCUGAGAGUCCGCACACGCGUCGCAAGGAGUCUCUGUUCCACAGCGAGCACGGAGCGCUGGCCCAGGUGACCUCGCCGGGCUCCGUGCGUCGCCGGGCGGCCGCCAAGGCCAACGGGGGCAACGGCUCGGCCAGAGAGGCCGGCGGGGCCCUUAGGAGCCCCGGGCGCUACUUCAGCGGCGGGGAGAGUGACACGGGGUCCUCAGCUGAGUCCUCCCCGUUCGGGUCUCCGCUGCUGUCCCGCUCCGUGUCGCUGAUCAAAGGCUUCGCCCAGGACAGCCAGGCCAAGGUGAGCCAGCUCAAACACUCGGUGGGCCGCCACGGCUCCCUGUCCGCAGACGACAGCACGCCGGACACCAGCCCCGGGGCGCGCGUGAGGCUGCUGGCGGAGUACGAGGCGGCCCAGGCCCGGCUGCGCGUGCGCCUGCUGGCCGCCGAGGGCCUCUACGACCGCCUGUGCGAUGCCCGCAGCAUCAACUGCUGCGUGGGGCUGUGCCUGGUCCCCGGGAAGCUGCAGAAACAGCGCAGCACCAUCAUCAAGAACAGCCGCCACCCGGUCUUCAACGAGGACUUCUUCUUCGAUGGGCUGGGCCCAGCCAGUGUCCGCAAGCUGGCACUCAGGGUCAAGGUGGUGAACAAGGGCAGCGGCCUCAAGCGGGGCACACUCCUGGGCGAGAAGGAGCUGCCACUGACCACCCUCCUCCCCUUCUUGUGA
Orycteropus afer afer is the source of this 1167-nucleotide messenger RNA. It is a transcript of the gene C2CD4C, whose product is annotated as C2 calcium dependent domain containing 4C. The record is from RefSeq and is a predicted model, not a curated record. The coding region runs from base 1 to 1167 and encodes 388 amino acids. NCBI's taxonomy places the organism in Eukaryota, Metazoa, Chordata, Mammalia, Tubulidentata, Orycteropodidae. The transcript is spliced from 2 exons.